Messenger RNA from Amoebophrya sp. A25, 8444 nucleotides. NCBI's taxonomy places the organism in Eukaryota, Dinophyceae, Syndiniales, Amoebophryaceae. The record is from the annotation of a GenBank genome assembly.
AGGCUUAUGAAGAUUCUUCGAUCUUUGUACUCCCCCCCUUUGCACUCUCCUUGAUGAUUUCGAUUUACUGUGUUGCAUUACAUUACUAUCAAUCGUAUUGAUGGCAGCGUGAUGAGUGAAUGAAUUACUACAUUCAGAAAGUGGAGUUGCGACUAACCCAUUUGGUAUCGCGUUCUUUUGCUGUUAUUGUUCUUGAAAGUCGCCAUUUUGGUUGUAUCCUCCCCUUGAAAUGAAUAACUUACACGCCCUUAAUAAUUAAGCGUCAUUGAUUCCAGCAGGAACACGUGACCGAAGCGUCAUUGUUGGUUGUACUACGUUGAUAUUGAUUGCACCACAGGAGCAGUUGUACUAGGUGCACGCCUAGUAAGCGUCAUUGAUAGCACAAUUGUACUAGUUUUAUUAUCCCACCCCAGCACCGUCACGUAUUGCAGCAGCACUCCUAGUUGGUCCGACCCCAGCACCAGGUCCUCUUUGAGGAUGCGGAAAGGACCGUUCUUGGGAGUGGUGGGGGCGAAGGGCGGCGGAAAGAAGGGCGCGUUUAAGGGUCAGGGCUAUGCGGCAGGUGGUGUGCAAACGUCGAUUUUAGUGUCGGGACAGGCCGGCUACAACACAUCGGCAACCGCGACUCUGAUGCACGUUGGAGGCGACACCGCAGCCGCGCGCGAGAGGACGAGGCAGUUGCGCGCAAAUCACCACUUCAGCGCCACCCAGAGUGCGGAUGACGGAACCUUCUUGCCGGAAGCGAAGCUAAUCGCGCGAAGCAUAAGCCGCAGAACGCACCGCGUGGCGUGUACGGGCGCUACCUGUCUCUGUUUCCUGCCGCUUCUCGCGUGGGUGCUGUGUCUUCUUUUGCUCCUGGGAGUCUACAACGGAUUGGACGAUGACCUUGCGGUGGGCGCAGUGACCGUCAUCUUCGUAUCGCUCGUCGCGUUUUUGCCGUUGCUCUGUUGUGGCGGCGUCCCACUCGCUUUGUUGGCGUACGCUUUUCGCCGCUCCAGGCACGGGCGAGGGAUCUUUGCGGGGUCCGACAAUUUUUGGAACACAGGUGGAAAUGUGUACGACAGUUUUCGAAAACAGAUAGCCUUCGAGGCGUUCUCGAAUCGGGCACGCUGGCUCCGCUUGCUCUUUUUCUUCAUGGCACUGUUUCUACUGCCGCUUGUGCUCGCGUAUGCAACCUGGCUGUUAUGUUUUCCACUCGCCAACAGCGAGAAGCGGGUUCUUCUGGGUGUGCAACAGUGGCAACGAUCGCCGCGCUACCUCUCCUCCUUGCAGUGCUCACAACUGGAUAGAGUGCACUAUGCAAGGCGGCGACUCUCAAACUACUACCGCCCGGAGGGGUCACCGACUCGGUUCCCAAAAUUGUCUGACAAUGAGGACGCGGCCCGCGCGAAUGAGGUACGGGACUUUUUCAAUUCGUAUAUUACUCCAGGAGGUGUAGACACUCCAGUGUUGUAUACGGAGGAGAGUCUACCUGCGUCGCAAAUCAAUAAGCUGGCCAAAGUAGGAAACGAUGACAAAACCACAGAGCAGUGCAAACCUGAUGGUGAUGAUUAUGAGGAAAGUAAGUGUGAGGUAUGCGCUGCUUACGAUAAAAUCAGCGGCCGGCGCUGGGAGUGGACUUCGCAACAGGUCGCAAUGCUCGAGGAUACACCAGCGAAAGGGAACGACGCCGCAUCCCCAGUCGCCGCAGGCAGUACUACUGUAGGCCACAGGCUUGGAGACCUCUACCGGCAACCGAAUUUCCCUCCGGCAGCAACAGCAGAAGAAAGAGUGUCGUUUCAGAUCAAGCAUGAGGACAAUACGGCACCAGAUCUGGUCAAGGGGAGUGAUUCGCUUCCUGCGUAUCCGAUGUUUGUCAGGCCUGAUUAUUCCUCGCUGCCUUCGACAGCGAGUAACCAAGUUACUCUCGUUUUGCGAGACCUUAAAGAGAGCGGCCGCGACGCGUCCUACGAGACCAUUGCUCCACUCCAGGUCCUCAGUUAUCUCCCAUCUUUUUCCGUGGGAGUUGAGUACCUACAAACCUCGUGGACCAAUCCGGCAAGGGAAGUCGAGCGGCUCUGGGACUUCACCGAUGAGAGGGAUGACAAGGAGGACGGAGCACCUUUCAGUCUGGAUUCGCAGUUCGAGCACGCGUCGGAUCUAAGAGCACUCCCGGCUGUGCUGUAUAUGAAUGUCACUUACGGCUUCAUCCUCUAAUUAUCCAUCUACAACUCUUUCAUAGUAGAGGUAAGUAUACAUCUCUAUGUCCCUCAAGAACAGUAUGCAAGAACCCAAUCCAAGGGACGAGAUAGUGGCCGGGCAAUAUGUACAGUUCUUGCGGGAUCCUCACAAGUAGGAUGAACAAUGAAUAGGGGGAAGCUCUAAGUCACCAGCGGCGCUAUCGAUCCUUUGCGGUGGGAGGAAAUCGAUCGCGCUGCCCAUAUUACAGAAAGGAUGCAAGCGCAGGGUGUCACAAACCCAGUGGAUGAGCGCAAUCCGUUGGUGGACGACCGUGCGGCGGCCAAACACUGGCACGUUCCGCCGACUGUGGGCAUCGAACAGCCGAAAAUAGAGAGGAUGAUGCAGAUGCAAAAGCUGCUUCGCACCGAACGGCCACCGAUCUUUUCGGUAAUAUUUUCCACCUUUGAUAGGUCGUGGUGUAAUUCUAGCAGAGUAGUUUAUAGCACGCAUGGUGCAUGGAGUAGCAUGGAGGGCGGCAUGGAGCGCAGAUCUCUAAGGGACGCAAGAGGCGUCCCCUUUAGCUCCAUGCGAUCCAUGCACUCCAUGCCAUGCGAGCGGGCAAACCUUAUAAAUUAGUCUGUUCUACUAGUAAACGAGUCGUGUUCGAGCACUUUACUCUCCGCUUCAAAGUUUCUUUCACUGUCACGACAAAUCCUUUCAUCAUUGUUUUUUCCCCUCGUUUUCUUGUACUUACUAACUCGGGCUGUAAGUGGAGGACGGUGAGAUAGCAUUCUCGUACAACAAGUUCGUCACACAUACACAGGGACAGGCCCAAAAUCAACAUUGCUAGGUUGUUCGAGCUUAUUCGCUCAGUACUUAAAUCAAUGAAGAAAGUUGUACCAACUGACUGAUUCGCCCAAUAAAAAUUGAAUUGAAUCAUCAAGAAGACUACUCCUAUUUGAAGUUGAAUUUACUCCGCUCAACAGCGUUACAACGUAAAGCGGAUUUAUCAAAUUUGUGGGGAAAAUAUCGAGGGACAGCACGCAGCUGACCUUGGAGCGCGACCGACGCUGAGGGCCCACAUUCCGAUAGUGGAGCAAGAGUUCGACUUCCCACCCUGGUUCAAAGAGGCUACCUCAUUUUAAGGCUUUUGUUUUGAUUAUGUUAAUGCAGGGUACAACGCAUACUUACUUACGCAAGUGACAUUAGUUACACUUACAGUGAGUUACACAACCUACAAUACUAAGCAGUCCAUUCAUCAUUAUUUAACAUCUUCACGCACUUCUUUGACCUCAUAUCGCUCCCGAGCGUAGAUGUGCGGCGAGCGUAGAGCCUGCGGGGAGCAAGUCGGUGCCCUGCGGGUGCAUCCUGAUUGAUUAUCUGACCACGUACUUCCUUGACCUUGUUCUUGACGAGCAGAAGCAAGCGCCUUGCAUUGUCUUUCCCUUAUUUGAGAGAGACCCCCACCAGCACUUUUUUUUAUCAUAGAAGGGAAAAACACGUGAAGGUCAAAGAUAUGAAGAUGCUUGAGAUCAUGAAAGACAAAGACGUGAGUCAUCUAGUCGCCCACAAGCUCUAAUCAUUAGCCGGCAAGUAUUAUGGUUUCAAUUUUGUAAAUCCGCAAGUACCAUGCUUCCGUGUUCCUUACCCUGCGCGCUCUACGUCAACAACAACAACCACGACGAUGGAGCCACCCACGACGACGACGACGACGUCAGCACCGUCCAGAGAGCUGAAAGAAAAGAUAUCCAAGAAUAUGGAAAUAAGACUACGAGGACCACCAGAGGAGUAUGGGAAUAGAGCUCCACGACGAGAGGACGGCGCUGCCGGUGCAGGAUCAGUAGACGAGAUGAACGAGCUUCUACAGGAUAGAAUUGGAGGAGCAGACCAAGGGCUAGGGAAUCGCGCUUUAUCUAUCGAAGAUUAUGAUCCGACCGAUAUCCGGAAGGAUCACUACUGGAUUGGAAAUCUGACUACCUCACUUAUGGCAACAUCGUAGGAGGACAUAAGAGAGGACAUUAUUUACAUAAGAGACAUAACCAUAAGAGACAUCAUGCAUGGAGGACAUUAGUAGAGACAUUUACCUUUAUACAAGUCUUCAUCAGAUGAAUUCGUGAAUAGUCUCAUUAUUUCGGUCGUAAUACUAAUGCCGCGUCCUACUUUAUGUACGAAUUAUAGAUACAUGAAUUUGAUAAAGCGAAAGCAUUCUAUUAGACGAAGAUUCAGGAUUACGAGUAACAGCAUGAUACUAAUAAUCAUAAUUACGCACCACAACUCGUAAUUUGAUUUGGUCUGUUUCUGUAUGUGUAUAGCAAGUAUCUACGAAAUCCAAACAAGAUGAAGAUGUUCUUGUUUCUCGGACUUUUUGUUAAGCUUAACUUUAAGACAUGAUUAGUUACUGACUGCCCGAAAUGUAUUAUGUCCUCCCAGCACACCCACUGCCAGCCACUGGCUCGACACUCUAAGCCUGAUCUGAAUUCCUACACCGCGACCGCCGGUCAGGGUCACAUAGCAGACGGAACAGCGGUCCUUUCGCCAGGGCAGGGACUUACAACAGGCGGAUUCACCCUGGGCGUUCAGAUUAUUCAGCUUCGACGCGUCUACGGUCCAGAUCAUACCAAGAAUCCUGGGCAAGUAGACAACUGGGUCAACGACGAUCCAGGCGACUACUACGUGCGCUCCCAGAGACCUCACGAAAGCCACCGAAAGGAUCGGGUCAUGUUCGACAUCGAAGCGACUCUACGCAUCAGGCCACAAAUCCAAGGAGGAUAUUUGGGAGGUAAAAAGAUAAACUAGAUCAGAUUUAGAAUGUUCACAUAGUUCUCAGUCAGGAAAAUGAUGAUGCAAGUCUUAAGUAGGAUAGCACGUUCGUAUGUUCGUAAUAAACAUUGAUAAGGAAGAACGCUCUGGCACGAAUAAAUAUAAAAGAUUAUUUGACUCAUAAUUGAGUAACGAUGAAAUUGACUAGAAUGAGUAAGUGCUUAACAAAGAGAGAAAUACACACCAUGAGUAGCGAGAUGAUGCAAGUCUUAUAAGUAGGACGAACUUCUUUCAUGCUACCAACCACGCCGCCCUACCCAACGCGUCACUGAGUUGUUCUUGGUUUAGAGGGGCCUCAAUAUAGAGCAAGAAAUACAACAAUUAAGCUCACAGUCGCCCUGGCGUCAAAAGAUACAUCCAGAACAGGUAAAUGAAUGAAUGAAUGAAAAGGUCUUCUUCAUUGGGUCGUGCACAUCCAUAGUACUUACAAGCGCACACGUCCCAAAAUGUCCCAAGUCGAAGUCGGAUCAUCCACUUGCACAUGUUCGAUCCAUAGUCAUUCAUAAGCACCAUCCGAAUCUUCUUCACGACACUGUAUAGGAUUUAGGCACGCAUAGCGCAUGGAGUGGUGCAUGGAGCACAUGCAACUUCUACUAUAACAAUCAUCUUCACUUUUCCAGGUGGUUCCGACUGGGUAUUGAUGGAGUCGUUUGCAGUGACGCAGCUGGCCGUGAUGGAUCACGCGCUGUCCCCAAUGGAGCAAGACUAAGGCUAAUGAGUAAGUAAUAUCUCUUCCUUUCUUGCACUCUGAAGGCCUACAUGAUUAUUCCCACAGACAUUGACAUUCUUCAUUAUAGACAUUCAUAGAAAAGUCCAUAGUACGUGAGACUCGCCGGCAAAAUUCAAAUUUAAUAAGCCGAUUUUCAUAAGCUGGAGCUGGACAGAAAAUAAUCCACGAUAGUUGAUAGCCAGGAUGAAAGACUCGUUGCUAGAAUCUAUUCGUCAUGAACGUCUGAAUCUACAUUCGUAAACAUUUUUUAACUACAGACAUCAGCAAACAUGAAAUACAAUAAGAGUCCAUCUUUCUUACUGUAGUAGUUGAUACGCUCCUUUUCGAUAUUAUGAAGAUUCUAAUUUCGUAUGAAACCGCUGCUGGACUACGUGACUCCUGCGCACUGGUUUCGGGAUACCUUUUUUGGUAAGGACGACAAAGGAGCCGGAGAUCCGCACUAUCCACAAAAUUUUUAUAAGACGUGCGUAGCCGUGAAUCGAGCUCUCGCUUACACGUUUGCCGGCGUCUUCAAGGAUAAAGACAAGGGGUACAAUCAGAUUUACCCGGUGCGCUUAGCCAGAUGCAACUCGUUUUGGCCCCUAGUUAUGGUUUCACCACGAUGGUUUCCAUUUCAUUUCACCUGUAAGUAACUUCGACAAUUUGUUAUAUUAUAUAUAAAUAUAUAAGUACUCCAACUCCUAAAUGUAUGGCUCUGGUAUUUGGUAACCUGAAUUGGAUCCUAAGGGUUCUCUUCUUGUUUUCCCUUAGGAUCAAAUUCAGGUUACCAAAUACCAGAACCAUUCACUAAAAAUAUAACUACUUGGCUUUACUUCCUGAUGUCAAUAUCAUGUCCUCUUCAUAGGGAUGAGUGUAGUACUGGUAGAUUACGAAAACAGCACCUUUUUUCACUCUGACAUCGUAAUUGUAUUGCUCUUCUAACGUUAGAGGCUUAUCCGACAGUCAGUUUUUCUACGAUGAUGAAACGGACCAGAUCGGCUGGUGGGACCCAUGGUUUAUGGAUGCAGACUACCGACUUGCCCUCCUCCCAACGCAAUAUCGAUCGGACAAAUGUACUUAGAGUCUAAUAGACUUGAUAGAAAUUUUUUUUGGAAUACGUCUGUGAUGUACCCUUCUCCAACUACACGACUUACUUCAAGUACAGGGUUAGUACAGUUGUACAUCAUUUCAUUUUUGAUUAUCAUGUGAAGUAAAACUGAGGCAAUAAUGAACGAGUGAAUCGAAUACGUAGCGAGUCUCUCAUGCAAGAAAACUUUGUUCUUCCUCUAUCUCCAUUACCUGGGAGAAGAUUACGGUAGAUUCUACAUCAUAGCAUAGAACACAAUUUGUUAUAUUCUUGUUUACAACUACCGACCUUUUUUUUUGGAAUUUGUUCCAGUUUCCGACGUGACCAUGAAAGCGGAAGAGGAGAGCGACGUGAAACUGGAAAAGAAGUUCUACCGAACCGCACACGAUAUGUCGGUGGGCCUCAUGCACCGGAAGCACAGCCAGUUCCACAAUCGCGUUUUGCGGUUUAACUUAAGGCUUCCCCUGAUGAUCCAUCUCUUCUAUAUAAAGGAGGGAUCCCUCAACCGUAUGCGCCAAAAUUAUACAAACAAGGGGAAUUAAUAGUGACGCAUACAACGCUUGAGGGAUUAGGAUUUCCACCGGGAUGAAUAAGGGAGAGGUCUAAUUAACGGGAGAGCUCGCUGCAAGCGUGAGGACGGUAAAGCUGGUUGUCACGAACGCACGGACUAUCUCGCUCUUGUCAUGGCAAUUAUUUUCACCAUCAUCGUGGCUGUUCUGGUUCGCACAAUAAUAAGAAUCUUGAUCGAAAUCAGUGAGAUCUGUACGGUCAUCCAAACCUGCGAAACCGAAUUCAUGUACAACAGAAAUCCCCAUGACAUAACAAAUUGGGCUCCGUCGAAUCUUCUAGCGGCCGUCCACGGACCGGCGACCCUGACCGCGCAAAAAGGUAAAGGAUGGAGCUGGUGAAUACGAUGAAUCCAUGCAUAUGAUUAUGAAUGUAUGUUGAUACGUAUUUAUUAAUUUAUUAAUUCAUGUGUGUUGAGUGGAGGUGCCGGCGUUGCGGAAGUAAAUAGCAUGACUCCAUGGUGUUCGGAUAUAUGAUAACUUCCAGUACUACAUCUUCAUCAUGGUGCAUGUUUUUUUCAACAUCAUUAAAGUGUACUGUUUGACAUUUGCGAUGACGCCAUAGAAGUAUUGAUAUCAGAUACUACAUAGUUACUGGGGUUUACCGGCGAGAUAAGUAGAUAGUUCCGAUUGAAACGUGGUACUUGUUUGAGUUCUUGUUAUGCCUAAUUGAUUCUUUUUCUUGUUUGCUCUUCAUCCGUAUUCAUUGGUCUUGUCCUAAGGUCUUAAUCUUAAUCUUACAUACAACUGGUUCUUCAUUAUCAAAAUAUUGAUUUUAAGCUUAUCCUAAGUGUUUCUUAAUCAUUAAUCUUAAUCUUACAUACGGGCUUUUCAUCUACUUCUUCAAGCAAAAUCGAAACAAGUGAGGGUAAUCGUGCAGAUCUGACUUCAAAGAAAAAUACUCAAAUGUAGAUUCGCACACGCUGAGGCAAGUCACGAUUUUAAUUACAGGGAAAGGCAGCAGAUCUUCAACGUGCUGCAGAAUGCAAUAAAUUCAAAUCCUUUACAACAUCUAUAUUUGCAUGUGAAAUUCAAAUGUAUAGUGUCGGACAUUUCUUCAUCGAGUUCGAGACAUCAAGAAUGAUAUCUUCAAAGUGUCCUU